Sciurus carolinensis (gray squirrel) is the source of this 1984-nucleotide messenger RNA. RefSeq names its product RNA binding motif protein 22 (gene Rbm22). Bases 101 to 1363 code for a protein of 420 amino acids. The record is from RefSeq and is a predicted model, not a curated record. Gene Ontology annotation, cellular component: U2-type catalytic step 1 spliceosome; Prp19 complex; U2-type catalytic step 2 spliceosome. Gene Ontology annotation, molecular function: U6 snRNA binding; metal ion binding; pre-mRNA binding. NCBI's taxonomy places the organism in Eukaryota, Metazoa, Chordata, Mammalia, Rodentia, Sciuridae. The transcript has 11 exons.
AUAAGACGUCGACAGCCGGGCGCCAGCCCCGGGCCUGACGGGAUUGUGGCGGUCCGCUUUCCUGACUCGGAAGCUACUGCUGCCUCUGGACGCUCUCAAGAUGGCGACCUCUCUGGGUUCCAACACCUACAACAGGCAGAACUGGGAGGAUGCGGACUUCCCCAUUCUAUGCCAGACAUGUCUGGGAGAAAACCCAUAUAUCCGAAUGACCAAAGAAAAGUAUGGAAAAGAAUGCAAAAUCUGUGCCAGGCCAUUCACAGUGUUUCGCUGGUGUCCUGGGGUCCGCAUGCGCUUCAAGAAGACUGAAGUGUGCCAAACCUGCAGUAAAUUGAAGAAUGUCUGUCAGACCUGCCUCUUAGACCUAGAAUAUGGCCUGCCCAUCCAGGUUCGUGAUGCAGGAUUGUCUUUUAAAGAUGACAUGCCAAAGUCAGAUGUCAACAAAGAGUACUACACACAAAAUAUGGAAAGAGAAAUUUCUAACUCUGAUGGAACACGGCCAGUUGGCAUGCUCGGGAAAGCCACAUCCACUAGUGACAUGCUGCUCAAAUUGGCCCGAACCACACCCUAUUACAAAAGGAAUCGGCCCCACAUUUGCUCCUUCUGGGUGAAAGGAGAGUGUAAAAGAGGAGAAGAGUGUCCAUACAGACAUGAGAAGCCUACAGAUCCAGAUGACCCCCUUGCUGAUCAGAAUAUUAAAGACCGGUAUUAUGGAAUCAAUGACCCUGUAGCAGAUAAGCUUCUAAAGCGGGCUUCAACAAUGCCUCGUCUGGACCCACCAGAGGAUAAAACUAUCACCACAUUAUAUGUUGGUGGACUGGGCGAUACCAUUACUGAGACAGAUCUCAGAAAUCAUUUCUACCAGUUCGGAGAGAUCCGAACAAUCACUGUUGUGCAGAGACAACAGUGUGCUUUCAUCCAGUUUGCCACAAGGCAGGCUGCAGAAGUGGCUGCUGAGAAGUCCUUUAAUAAGUUGAUUGUCAAUGGCCGCAGACUCAAUGUGAAAUGGGGAAGAUCCCAGGCAGCCAGAGGAAAGGAGAAAGAGAAGGACGGAACCACAGACUCUGGGAUCAAGCUGGAGCCUGUUCCAGGACUGCCAGGAGCUCUUCCUCCUCCUCCUGCAGCAGAAGAAGAAGCCUCUGCCAACUACUUCAACCUUCCCCCAAGUGGUCCUCCAGCUGUGGUGAACAUUGCCCUACCACCACCGCCAGGGAUUGCCCCACCCCCUCCCCCAGGUUUUGGGCCACACAUGUUCCACCCAAUGGGACCACCCCCUCCUUUCAUGAGGGCUCCAGGACCAAUCCACUAUCCUUCUCAGGAUCCUCAGAGGAUGGGAGCACAUGCUGGGAAACACAGCAGCCCCUAGCACAUUGCCACCACUCUGGGGCUCUAUGGAAGAAAGGGCGCUUUAAAAUCCCAGUAAAUGAAUCUUGGAAUAAAUAUAUUUUUCCUUCCUUCGUAGUUUCCAUGGUAGCUGAAUGUGUUCAGAUGUGGGCAGUUGGAGAAGCAUAGCCCUGCUUCCCUACAUGUGUCAGAAGGAUCAGUGGACCUCAAAUAAACUGCCAUGAGCACAGCUAGUUACCAUGAUUAUAUUACUAAGAAAACCUACUGCUGUUCCCCUUAAACCUGUGUGGGGGACAAGCAGAUGGGUAAAUUGGAAUAGCCAAUGGAGUUACCAUCCCAAUUAUAUGUUCAUUUUGUAUCUUUUGGGGUGGGGGGCAAAAAUUGACCUGCGGUAAAAAAACUUUUGACUGUUUUUAUGUCUAUUGGAUAUUUUCUUUUUUUAUCAUCUAAAAAAAAAAAAAUAGUACUAAUCAUCGUAGUGGCAUAAGUGUGAUUUAACUUUUUUUGAAGUCACAUGCUCAGAGAGACAAGAAGAAACCAGCACCUAACACAGCCCAGAAUUUUUCUUUUCCUCAUUUUUAAAAGGACUCUGAUAGUUUUACUUCUCUGUCACCAAAAAAAAAAAAAAAGACAAAAAUAAAAA